GGCAAGUCAACGUUGAUGGACACUCUGUUCAACACCAAGUUUGAAAGUGAGCCUGCGACGCACAACGAGCCUGGAGUGAGGUUGAAAGCCAGGAGCUACGAGCUGCAGGAGAGCAACGUCCGUCUGAAGCUGACUAUUGUGGACACGGUUGGCUUUGGUGAUCAGAUCAACAAAGAUGACAGCUACAAGCCUAUAGUAGAAUACAUUGAUGCACAGUUUGAAGCCUACUUGCAAGAGGAGCUGAAGAUCAAACGGUCCCUGUUCAAUUACCACGACACCCGAAUCCACGCCUGCCUUUACUUCAUUGCACCAACUGGACACUCACUCAAGUCCCUAGACUUGGUCACCAUGAAGAAGCUUGACAGCAAGGUGAACAUCAUCCCCAUCAUUGCCAAGGCUGACACCAUUGCCAAAAAUGAGUUGCACAAGUUCAAGAGUAAAAUCAUGAGCGAGCUGGUCAGCAAUGGAGUCCAGAUCUACCAGUUCCCAACGGAUGAAGAGACAGUGGCUGAGAUCAAUGCCACCAUGAGCGUCCACCUUCCUUUUGCUGUAGUUGGCAGCACUGAAGAAGUGAAGAUUGGCAACAAGAUGGCAAAGGCCAGGCAGUACCCCUGGGGUGUUGUGCAGGUUGAAAAUGAAAACCACUGUGACUUCGUGAAGCUGCGGGAGAUGCUGAUCCGAGUGAACAUGGAGGACCUGAGGGAGCAGACACACACCAGGCACUAUGAGCUCUACAGGCGCUGCAAGCUGGAGGAGAUGGGCUUCAAGGACACGGACCCGGACAGCAAGCCCUUCAGUCUCCAAGAGACUUACGAAGCAAAGAGGAAUGAAUUCCUGGGUGAACUCCAGAAGAAGGAAGAUGAAAUGAGGCAGAUGUUUGUCAUGCGAGUGAAGGAGAAGGAAGCAGAGCUGAAGGAAGCAGAGAAAGAUCUUCAUGAAAAAUUUGACCAUCUAAAGAGGACUCACCAAGAAGAGAAGAAAAAAGUGGAAGACAAAAAGAAGGAACUUGAGGAAGAGCUGAACAACUUUCAGAAGAAGAAGGCAGCAGCUCAGCUAUUACAGUCACAGGCUCAGCAGGCAGGUUCUCAACAAACCAAGAAAGACAAGGACAAGAAAAAUGCAAGCUUCACAUAAAGCCUGGCAAGCCAAGGAU
Messenger RNA from Indicator indicator, 1153 nucleotides. RefSeq names its product septin 11 (gene SEPTIN11). NCBI's taxonomy places the organism in Eukaryota, Metazoa, Chordata, Aves, Piciformes, Indicatoridae. The coding region runs from base 16 to 1134 and encodes 372 amino acids. The record is from RefSeq and is a predicted model, not a curated record. Gene Ontology annotation, biological process: cytoskeleton-dependent cytokinesis. Gene Ontology annotation, molecular function: molecular adaptor activity; GTPase activity; GTP binding. Gene Ontology annotation, cellular component: cell division site; septin ring; septin complex. The transcript is spliced from 8 exons.